Messenger RNA from Ectocarpus sp. CCAP 1310/34, 551 nucleotides. The record is from the annotation of a GenBank genome assembly. NCBI's taxonomy places the organism in Eukaryota, Phaeophyceae, Ectocarpales, Ectocarpaceae.
UUUUGUCCGCCUUCCUGCUAAGCAUGGGUCGGAGUAGAGUGGACUCCGCAGCGGCCGAGAAGGCGUGUGCAGCGGUCCGCAACGGCAGCAUGUCACGCUACGCUGCCGCUGCUGCCUUUGGGUUGAGCAAGACCUCGCUACUGCGGCGCCUGAGCGGUGAGUGCGACAUGGACGCACGGGUUGGCCACGGGACUGUGCUGACGAAAGAGGAAGAAAAUGCGCGGAAAAGAUGUGCUGCUGUACGCUGGUCGGAACUAUAUUCCUCUCACGACGACCUGAAGGAGCGUGUGAGACAGCUCUGCAACGACGGCCGGCCGAUCCCAUGGGACCCCGACAAGGGCCCGGGGAAGUCGUGGUUGCAGGGCUUCCUCCGAAGGCACGAUCGCAUCAGCCUUCGACUCGCCCGCAUCUACGAGGCCAACAGGAUGACCUCGCCGGAAGAUGAUCGUCUGCACAACUUCUACAAGUUCUGGCAGGAGUUCGUCAACGAGCACAAGCCAGCACCCGACCACGUUUGGAACACGGACGAGUCAGGUGAGCAUCUAGACUAG